CUAAACAGCUGAUAAAAUAUUUUAACUGAUAGAGAGACGAUUAGACGACGACUUGAACGACAUAGAAGGUACCUACUCCCUUUAUGAUUUUUUAAAAUCUUUUUUGAAUCGUUUCCAUGCAAAAACAAAGUUUAACAAAAAAAUUAAUUGAAAAAUUUAAAAAGCGUAAAUCAAAAAAACCAAACAUGACACCCGAUUUAAGUACUCUGGCCGAACGUAACGAAUGGAAGAUUCUCUACUGGAUGAUGGCUACAAUCUGUAUGCCAAUUGCAUUGCCAUUGAUUGUUUUCAAUUUAAUGAAACGCGCUAGAGAGAACAAAUACAGAAAUUGCUUACCAGGAAAGGUUGUGGUAAUAACAGGGGCUAGUUCUGGGCUAGGUGAAGCUCUAGCUCAUGUCUUCUAUCGUGCCGGGUGCAAGGUGGUUCUUGCAGCUCGUCGGCAAGAUGAAUUGGAGAGAGUCCGGAAGGCGUUACUCAAUUCCGAAUCCAAUGAUGUCACUUAUCCACCAGUCGUGAUGCCAUUAGACUUAUCCGAACUAAACACUUUGCAAGGUGUUGUUGAUAAAAUUCUUAAAAUUCAUAGCAAAAUUGAUAUUUUGAUUAACAAUGGCGGGAUCAGCGUUAGGUCGGAUGUCAUGAGUUCAGCCAUCGAUGUCGAUGUUAAGGUUAUGCUGGUUAAUUAUUUUGGAGCUGUAGCACUGACCAAAGCCGUGCUUCCGUCUAUGGUCAAACGGAAAGAGGGCCACAUUGUGUUUGUGAGUAGUGUGCAGGGUAAAUUCGCACUUCCCUAUCGUUCAUCGUAUUCCGCGUCGAAACAUGCUUUGCAAGCAUUUUCUGAUUCUUUGCGAGCUGAAGUCGCUCACAAAGGCCUGCAAGUGACAACUGUUAGUCCCGGUUAUAUUCGAACAAAGUUAUCAAUGAAUGCGCUAACUGGAACUGGACAAUCAUAUGGAAAAAUGGAUGAUACCACUGCGACUGGUACUUGUCCUGAUAAAAUGGCUAAAGAUAUUCUUGUAGCAUUACUUCGGGAAGAAAAAGAUGUUAUCUUAUCACAAAUUCCUGGCAUACUUGCUUAUUAUGUGAGAGUUUUGUGUCCGCCAGUAUAUUUUUGGAUAAUGGAAAAAAGAGGACGUAAAUUGGAAGCAGCCAAUAAAUCGAACUGAAUAAAAUGCAAUUAGUGCAUUGAUGAAAUGAUUUUUAGUUUUAAGUAAGUUUAUUGAUGUUUUCUUGGAGUAUGUUGAAUAAACAAAAAAAAUAAAAAAUAAGUUAAAUUACUUUGUAUGUGAAUUUGAA
This is a messenger RNA of Episyrphus balteatus (marmalade hoverfly), 1293 nucleotides long. Its product is annotated as dehydrogenase/reductase SDR family protein 7-like. The coding region runs from base 117 to 1163 and encodes 348 amino acids. Gene Ontology annotation, molecular function: oxidoreductase activity. The record is from RefSeq and is a predicted model, not a curated record. Lineage: Eukaryota; Metazoa; Arthropoda; Insecta; Diptera; Syrphidae. The transcript is spliced from 5 exons. Gene Ontology annotation, cellular component: membrane.